AAUACUCCUCACAUCGAGAAGGCUCCUUGUCCAAGUGAUAUUCCAACACCUUCCCAGACUCGUCAAUUUGUUUGCAAGAGAGAAAUGUCAGAGGAUCCAGAACUCGUAUCUUUAAUCCAAGAUAAAAGAUCCAAGCAUGAUGAUCCAAACUCUAGCUUUGCAAAUGGUUCAGAAGAUUCAACUACAACAAGUCAGGUUCCGGUCAUCACAACUACCACAACAAAUUUCUCUUGUGCUCUCUUGGAACUCCCUUUAUUAGAAUCUAUUGAACCCAAAGACAGUCAUCCAGUUAACCCGCCUACAUUUGAUUCUUCUAAUCUUGAGAGUUCUGUGCCUCCUGGCUAUUUGAAAUUUAUCAACAAUUUAGAAAAUGAGAUACUUAAUGUUUCUAUGGAGAGGGAGACAUUGAAGAUUGAAGUGAUGAGGGCCCAAGCCAUGAUUAACGUUCUUCAAUCACGCAUUGAUCUCUUGAACAAGGAAAACGGGGACUUGCGAAGGCUCGUUCGGGGUGUCUAG
Messenger RNA from Ilex paraguariensis (yerba mate), 516 nucleotides. NCBI's taxonomy places the organism in Eukaryota, Viridiplantae, Streptophyta, Magnoliopsida, Aquifoliales, Aquifoliaceae. The record is from the annotation of a GenBank genome assembly.